Messenger RNA from Portunus trituberculatus (swimming crab), 977 nucleotides. RefSeq lists its product as uncharacterized. The record is from RefSeq and is a predicted model, not a curated record. Bases 121 to 768 code for a protein of 215 amino acids. The transcript is spliced from 3 exons. Lineage: Eukaryota; Metazoa; Arthropoda; Malacostraca; Decapoda; Portunidae.
CACCACCACCACCACCACACCACCACCACCACUACCACAGUCACACACGCUCCUCCCUUCCUGUCAGUUCCUUCCGUCUCUCCACCACACACACCACCCCGGACCAGCUGCAGUGCAAAGAUGCGAGUGACGAGGGUGGCGGCAGCGGUGGUGGUGGCGGUGGUGGUGGUGCUGCUGGGGGUGGUGCAGGAGGCGGAGGCAUUCGUGGGGUUCGGGAGUGCGGUGCCGGGUGGGUUCAUCUCCUACAUGUGGUGGAUCUAUCUGGGAGCUAUGGGCGUGGCGGUGUACAAGAAGAAGCUGGUCCGGUACAAGGAGAGAAGACGAAUCCUGCUGGAGGCGGAGGACGAGAGACAAAGACAGAAGGAGGCUGCUGGAGAGGUGCCCAUCCCUGAAGAGGAGCCCUAUGACCCUUACUACAGCUACGCGAUUCCCCUUGUCCCUCACGACGACUCACGCUCACUCAACGACCUACCUGACGAAGACCAGCGCGAGGAGGACCUAGAGAGACUACUACUGUCCAUCGCUACCUAUCUGGAUGAGUCUGGCUGCUCCCUCAAGCUUCUGUGUCACCUGAGGGAGAGGCCACAGCAGGAACGGUCACUGGCGGAGGAUGGACUUGUGGAGCUCUUCAGUAACGGUACAGCACAGGUCUUAUGCACACAGGCGUUCCCGUCGUGUGGCCUGCAGAAGGAGCAACUCAGGGGUGUGUUUGCUCUCACCACAAGUCUGAUUGGUGGUGCUCUUCAUUUGGUGCCCUCGUGGGUGUAGUGUUGUGGCGUUGUGGCGUUGUGGUGUUGUGGUGUUGUGGUGAGGUUUUUUUUACUUAACUAAACGUAAGAGUGGGAAUGUUAUGUUUUCUUGUUUUUUUUUUCUCUCUUUUCUCUCUCUCUCUUACCUUUCUCUUUUCUUCUUCCUCUUUUUCUCUUUCUUUUCAGUUUUUUUCUUUAUUUGAGGAGUUAUUAGGAUUUGUUUUGCAU